Molecule: messenger RNA, 2773 nt
Organism: Pecten maximus
Lineage: Eukaryota; Metazoa; Mollusca; Bivalvia; Pectinida; Pectinidae
Product: glycoprotein-N-acetylgalactosamine 3-beta-galactosyltransferase 1-like
Exons: 4
Coding region: 1384-2481 (365 amino acids)
Cellular component (GO): membrane
Molecular function (GO): N-acetylgalactosaminide beta-1,3-galactosyltransferase activity
Source: RefSeq, a predicted model, not a curated record
GUCAGGGGAAAGACCUUUUUUCGAAAAUAUUUAAUAAAACUUGUGUAGUGUUGAUUUUAUUCUAAGAAUGAUCCUUUUAAAGGGGAUUUUUAUUACGUGAAACAGUGGUCUCUAUUAAACAGUGGUCUCUAUUAAAUGAAGAUUGAAUAUUAUUAUCAUUUCAUUAUAUAAAUUACUUACAUAAAUACUACAUUAAACAUUACUAUUUGUAAUUAGUUAUCAAAUAUAAAACCAAGUACGUUUGGAGUUGUAUAUUUCGUUACAUUGAACCUUAAUUAAUGUCCUUUGCAUCAUUUUGUAAUACUUAGUUCAUAUUUUAAAACCUUCCCACCCUCACAUUCAUCAUAAAUGCAUGAACAUCGACUUACACGUAAAGAUCAAUACUGUCUUUGUUAGACUUGUCCUUGUGUAGUGAAUAAAUCAUUUUCCUUUCUGUUCCCAGCUUACCGAUUGCGUGGAUGUACUGUCAAUAUACAUUACAAUGCCGUAAUAGAUGUGACAAAUGUUUUAAUUAUUAUUUAUAAGAACCGGAACUACCAUAGAAUGAAGGGGUUUCACAAAAACGGUAAGUUUACACAUCCAAACGUCAAUCGUAUCCAGAUCGCACUUAAUACAAUAUAACAUUUCUACCUUUAUGAAUUAUGAAUUGUCCCUUUGAUUGUCUACAAUAUUCUGAAAGUUGUUUCACUUUUAGGUGAAUAUCUUAGACUUAUAAAUUUACAGCAAUAUGAUUUAUGUUUGAUAUUGGAUGAUUGUCAUUUCUACUGUUAAUGCUACGCAAUCAAAAAGGAAAUAGCAUGUUACUCCGAAUGGAAUUCUAGGCUUUAAAUCUAUUAACUGUUCGUUAUUAGAGGAAACGUCAGAAAGUACAUCCCGCGAGGUCAUUUUCGUGAUUAAGUAAAUUUUAUUUCAUUGUUAUUGGUAGUACCAUCAACUGCAUACCCACGCCUGUGACAGUAUAUAUUGAUAUAAUCAUUGACCUUGGGACUGGAGGAUCUCAUCCCGAGGGAAGGGGAUGGAGUGGGUGGUUGUAUCCCGAGGGAAGGGGGUGGAGUGGUUGGUUGUAUCCCGAGGGAAGGGGAUGGAGUGGUUGGUUGUAUCCCGAGGGAAGGGGAUGGAGUGGUUGGUUGUAUUCGUGCCAAACACGAGGCUUGCCAAGUGUUUUGCAUCUUAGGAAUUCCUACCUUGAGUUUAAUUACCCCAAUCAUGUUCGUAAAACAUCUUACUAAACAAACACAGUUACUAAUAGAAACAAAUAUUUAUUUAAAAAAAAAAUUGCUGUACAUUAAUAUUGUAUUUGAAACGAGUCCAUGAUUUAAACACUUAGAUAAUAUUUGGUGUAGUUAAUCUUUUUGAAAUAUUCACUGCGGAAUCCUCCAGCAAAUGUCGAAAAUAAUGUUGUAUUUAAUUGUUAAUGAAUUGAAUAUUAAGUUGCGUAUUUUGAAACCAGUGGUUUGUGGGGUCCUGACAUUGGUGUUUGGCGCCCUGCUGUUAAUGAUGAAUCACAAGUACAGCCACGAUUUCAAAUCCGCCCUAACGAGCCUGUCCGCCAGACAACUUGGCUGUGUUUGUCCUAAUGUAUCGGCAGAGAGCGACAGACAAGUAGGACAACCGCCAGCUGUGCUACCUGUGUUCUGGCAGGGGGAUAGUGAUCAUUCAUUCCAUAAAGGAGACGACAAUACAGUAGCACGAGACCUAGAGGAGAAGGUGAGAGUGUUAUGUUACAUCAUGACUAGUCCAGCUAGUCUGGACACGACAACCAUCCACGUGAGAAACACGUGGACAAAACGAUGUAACAAAGUUUUGUUUAUCAGUUCUGUCACAAACACUUCGUUCCCGACCAUCGGUGUCAACAUCAGUGAGGGUCGUCAUCACCUUACCGGCAAAUCCAUGAAAGCGUUUCAAUACAUCUACCAACAUCACCUGGACGACGCUGAUUGGUUCCUGAAGGCGGAUGAUGAUACCUACGUCAUACUGGAAAAUCUACGUUAUCUGUUAGAGCCAUAUUCGCCAAAUGACCCGGUUUACUUCGGACAACAUUUUAAACCUUAUGUAAAGCAGGGGUACUACAGUGGAGGAGCCGGAUAUGUCAUGAGUAAAGAGGCUCUGCGCAGACUCGUGAUAAAAGGGAUUCCUUCCGGAAAAUGUACAAUCGAUGGGUACGGGGAGGAUCGCCAUAUGGGUGGCUGUAUGGAGUAUGUAGGAGUGAGAACGGCCAACAGUACAGACUCGUUGGGAAGGAGCCGAUUCCACUGUUUCCCUCCUUGGAAGCAUUUAAUGGGACAAUACCCAGAAUGGUAUAUACAGUACGACGCCAACGGAGCAAAAUCUGGUCAGGACAGUGUCAGUGAUUACGCUAUAUCCUUCCACUACGUACCACCAUGGUUAAUGUAUGGGUUGGAAUACCUAGUGUACCACCUACGACCUUACGGAAUCAAAAUGGCGGAGAGUGAAAGAGAAAAUAAACAGUUAUAUUUGUAAGAAUCUUUAUAUAGGUAUCUGCGGAUACCAGGAUACUCUAGUGGUGUUUAGGGGACAUUGAGGAUUUGUCUAGACUACGAUAACUGUAAUAUGGCUAACUACCCCACUAUUAACUUUAACAAUAGGGAUACCAUUAUGUCUAUCAUUUCCCCAUCUCGUCUGUCAUAUUUUUCUCUGGCCCAAUUUCAUCACCCCGACUUCAGUUGUUGAUUUUAACUGAUUUUGGCCCAGGACUCACUGACGAGUCCGGUAUAGACCAAAGUACUCGUGUUCAUAUUAAAAAGUUACUGCU